This is a messenger RNA of Ylistrum balloti, 1560 nucleotides long. RefSeq names its product adipocyte plasma membrane-associated protein-like. Bases 160 to 1401 code for a protein of 413 amino acids. Gene Ontology annotation, molecular function: strictosidine synthase activity. Gene Ontology annotation, biological process: biosynthetic process. The transcript has 10 exons. Lineage: Eukaryota; Metazoa; Mollusca; Bivalvia; Pectinida; Pectinidae. The record is from RefSeq and is a predicted model, not a curated record.
GGCCUUAGACCUGCAACGCAUGCUGUCAAACUAGGGGAUAAUCUCACAGCUCUCGUUUUGUAUGAUUGUAGAUAAAUCAGACCCUGAUGGUGAUAAGGCAGUGAACAGGCCUAACACAGCUGAGAACGUACAGUGACAUUUUGACUUGAUAGAUUUAUCAUGGGGGAGAAGUCGGGUGUCAGGCGCAGAAGACUUGUUGGUCAGCGAUCUGACGAUUUGGACAGGGAAGCCUAUCAUGAAGAAGCAUCUCAGGGAUGGAACAGACCUGCCUGUCUCAUUGGCGUGUUUGCAGCCUUAAUUCUAACUCCAAUCAUCAUUGCUGUUAUUCCUGCUCCUAUAGAACCAGUAGUGUAUCAACUCAAAGAGCCCCCUGUUUUUGAGGGACCACUAGAGCCGAACAACCACUUGCAAAAAGCAGAACGCAUAUAUGAAAACCAGCUGAUAGGACCAGAGUCCAUUGUUGUGGAUGGAGAACACACAUAUACAGGUACUGCAGAUGGGAAAAUAUUACAUAUACAUAAAGGGGAGAUAACUGUCCUGGCAAAACUGGGCGUCGAACCAUGUGGUACAUUUGAGUCGGAACCAACAUGUGGUCGCCCGUUGGGAAUGCGGUUAGAUAAAGAGGGAUACUUGAUUGUAGCAGAUGCUUACUUAGGGCUGUUCAGAGUUAAUGUAGCCACAGGUGAUGUGUUUGCACUUUGGCCAUCCACUUUCUCUAUUGGUGGAGAUAAGAUCCGCUUCCUCAAUGAUGUGGCAGUUGCCAGCAAUGGACUCAUUUACAUGACAGACUCCAGCACAAAGUGGGAUCGGCGCCACAAUCGUUACCUUGUUCUGGAAGCAGACAGAAGUGGCAGGCUACUGGAACAUGACCCAAAGACUAACACCACAGCGAGGAUUGCCAGUACCAUGGCCUUCCCAAAUGGUAUACAGUUGUCAAAGGAUGAAGAUUUCCUGUUGAUCUGUGAGACAACUAAAGCAAGAAUUUUAAAAUAUUAUUUGACGGGGUCAAGAUCAGGGGAGAUAAGUGUGUUUAUGGACAAUUUGCCUGGUCUACCAGACAAUAUUCGUCCGAGUAGCAGAGGUGGGUUCUGGAUAGGUAUGGCAGCAGCCCGGCGCGGGGGGAAAUUUAGCUUGAUAGAUUAUGCAUCACAGAGACCCUGGCUAAGAACACUCAUCACAAAGCUGCUCUCCCAAGAAAUGAUAAUGAGAUUUAUACCCAAGUAUGGCUUGGUGAUUGAAGUCAGUGCUGAUGGAAAGAUACUGCGAAGUCUGCAUGACCCUACAGGAGAGGUUAUUCCAUCAGUGAGUGAGGUGGAAGACAAGAAUGGUGUGCUUUAUCUCGGCUCAUAUGGGCUUCCUUACAUGUCAAGAUUGUAUUUAGCCAGCCUGGACCAAAGUUAAUCUUAAUUGUAAAUCAUUGUUAUACAGUUAAUUGUAUUAUGUUAAGAUAAUCUAUUCUUUUUUUUCUUUUCUUUUUUUUAUAAUUGCUAUUAUUAUAAUUAUCUCAGAAUUAUUACCAGCGAUAAGUUUGAAAUACAUUUUAAUGUAAACAAACCUGUU